AUUGCUUCAGCAGACAUGGAUUUGAAUCAGCUGGAGGCUUUUCUCACUGCCCAAACCAAAAAACAAGGUGGCAUAACGUCAGAUCAAGCUGCAGUCAUUGCAAAAUUUUGGAAGAACCACAGAAUAAAGAUCCACGAGAACCUGAUCAAUCAAAGCCGUUGGGAUAAUGUCUUGAAAAACAUGAAUUGGCGAGUGGAUCUGAAGUCACAGUCAAGACACAUCGAUCAGAUAAACACUCCUGUUGCAAUAGUUGAAAUGGAACUGGGGAAAAAUGGGCAGGAAUCGGAGUUUCUCUGUCUGGAGUUUGAUGAGGCCAAGGUGAGCCAGAUGCUGAAGAAACUCUCGGAAAUAGAGGAGAGCAUGACUUUGUUGACUCAGACCACUUAACGAAAUAAAGAGAUUGCAACUC
Tauraco erythrolophus (red-crested turaco) is the source of this 409-nucleotide messenger RNA. Lineage: Eukaryota; Metazoa; Chordata; Aves; Musophagiformes; Musophagidae. The record is from RefSeq and is a predicted model, not a curated record.